AUGAAAGACACAUUAGGUAGAUUAGGUGUUGUUGAGGAGGAUCCUCAAUACAAAAAAAAACAAUCUUUAUCAUCAAAUCAAUCAUUCACCAAUUCCACUCAGUCUUCAGCAUUAACUAACCAGCAUGAAAUACACCAAACAUUAGAUCAAAAUCAUAUCAAUUCAUUCUUAAUGCACUACUAUUUAUCGUCAUCAUCAACACAAUUUCGUAAUCAAUUAAGAAUGUAUCUUAUUUUAAAAAUUAUCAUUUAUAGUUUAGUCUGUGUGAAUAUUUGCCUUUGUGUCAUAUGUUUAUAUACAAUGGAUGCAAGUUUUGGUUAUGUUGAACCGAAAUUCACAGACAAUUCAACAAGUUCAACAACACAAAAAUCAUUUCGAAAUAUAUUAAUGAAUGAGGUACUAGAUAAAUUACCUGUUUAUUUACAAGAAAUUGUUAGUCAAGGUCAAUUAUACACGAAUCAAACAUUUGAACGAGUUGAACAAAAAAUUGAUAUUCAAUUAUCAAUAACUGCUGAACAAAUUAUCCAAUCAUUACUCUCAUCAUAUCAAUUAUCAUCUGUAAUCCAAUUGGCUGAAUCCAUUACACAAAGUCUUAAUGAAACAACAUUAGCUAGUCAAAUAAUUAAUUCACAAGAAAAAAUAUUACAACAAACUAUGAAUAAUUAUAUUGAACAUUCAAUUCAAUAUGUGGAAAAUUUAAAGAAAAUACUACUGAACUACUGA
Molecule: messenger RNA, 723 nt
Organism: Schistosoma turkestanicum
Lineage: Eukaryota; Metazoa; Platyhelminthes; Trematoda; Strigeidida; Schistosomatidae
Source: the annotation of a GenBank genome assembly